GUCAAAAACAUUUUAGUUUAUAAAUUCGGGCCUUGCAUCUAAUCUAAUACAAUUCACAAUGCCAAUAUGCUUUGUCAAUUUUAGAAUACCGUUUAUGCUAUGAGACUUUAUUAUAGCUUCCAAUUCCAGCAACUGUAAAAUUACGUUAUGUUAUGAUAUAUUAACAAGAAUAUUAGAAGCAUAAUAAUUAUAUUAAAAGAACAUUAUUUUUUCUUAUUCUUAAUGUCGUGCCCGUUAAGUGUUAGAAUGUACCAUAUUCUUUGGGUUAUAUUGUACAGACUGUGGGAUGUAUCCACGUUAACAUUAAUAUCCAGUAUUAUAGUAUUUUUCCUGUAUGGAUAUUUGAUUGCUUUUUGUGUAUUUAUGGUAGGUUUGUCCGGAAUCCUGUACAAUGCUCAAGACCUGCUAUUAUACUAUCCAAAUGACCCACCAGAAUCCAGAAUGUUCAUCCUCCAACCUAGUAACUUUAAGCUUCCCCAUGAAAAUAUUAAGAUAAACAACAAGGAUAAAUUGAAAAUUCACAUAUUUCUUAUCAAACAACCGACUAACAGCAACCACAUACCAACAAUGAUAUUUUUUCAUGGAAAUGCUGGAAAUAUGGGCCAGAGGUUGUCUAAUGUUUCUGGAUUUUAUCACAAACUAAAAAUAAAUAUUAUGAUGGUGGAGUACAGAGGUUAUGGUUUAUCAGAGGGCACCCCAUCAGAAAGGGGGCUAUACACUGAUGCUCAAUCUGCACUGGACUUAAUGCACAGGACUGACAUUGAUCGCUCAAAGAUUAUUUUAUUUGGCAGAUCAUUAGGGGGAGCAGUGGCUAUAGAUUUAGCUUCCAGGUUGGAGAAUAGAAACAAGAUUUGGGCAUUAGUUGUAGAGAACACAUUCACGAGCAUACCAGACAUGGCCCAGAUCAUUCUCAAGUGGAGGUGCUUGAAGAUACUGCCACUGAUAUGUUACAAGAACAAGUACAUGUCAAUUAACAAAAUUGGUCAAGUCCUAGCACCCACAUUAGUAAUGUGUGGCUCUAAUGACGCUCUAGUGCCGCCCGAAAUGGCAAACCAGCUGUACAUGAGGUGUGGCGCCAUCUGCAAGAAGCUGACCGUGAUGCCGGGCGGCGGGCAUGACAACACGUGGACCUGCAGGGACUACUACUCUUCCAUCCAGCAGUUCCUCGUCAACGUGCCCAUGCUGCCCGCCAGUCUCGGACCGCUUCUUGAUGACGAAGACAACGAUGCCUAUGAUAAUAACGUGACGAGACAGAGCUUAGUGCAUACAGUAUAGUGAGUUGAGUGACUGAGUGAAAAUACCUAUUGUGUACAAAAACGUACUUUUACCUCAAUUUGCAUAAAUUACGCUAACAUGCAAAUUAUUUUUAUAACAUCUUAUGUAUUUUAACUGUACAGAAACUUAAUUAGCACCGCCAUUCAAUCCUUGACAAGAGCACAUAAAUGGUGUUGUAAGUUGAAGUAGGUCUUGCAAAAUAGAUGGAACGUAGUUACGCAAAAACGUUCCAAUCCACAUUAAAUUGUCAUUGAGUUUUAGACCUUGUAUGAAAAACAAAAGACUUUAGUCUUCUUCUCAAAAGUCAAUUUCAGAUGAAUUAGAACCGUUCUGCGUAACUACGUCCCUAUUUUAUCUUUAUGUAAUGUACGGCACUAUGUGCACUAUGUGCCGUACAUUACAAAAUCUAAACCGUUAAAAUUGUAAUGUAGCACAAAUCCAGUUAAAAAGCAAUAUUAAACGCAAGCUUGUCAUUUAAUUUCGAGAAGCAAUAUAUUUCAAGUUAUUUUAAUAGAAUACAAAUAAUGCAAUUUUUGA
Leguminivora glycinivorella is the source of this 1812-nucleotide messenger RNA. RefSeq names its product protein ABHD13-like (gene Bem46). The record is from RefSeq and is a predicted model, not a curated record. Gene Ontology annotation, cellular component: membrane. NCBI's taxonomy places the organism in Eukaryota, Metazoa, Arthropoda, Insecta, Lepidoptera, Tortricidae. Gene Ontology annotation, molecular function: palmitoyl-(protein) hydrolase activity.